This is a messenger RNA of Tetrahymena thermophila SB210, 5403 nucleotides long. RefSeq names its product kinase domain protein. Lineage: Eukaryota; Ciliophora; Oligohymenophorea; Hymenostomatida; Tetrahymenidae. The transcript has a single exon. The record is from RefSeq and is a predicted model, not a curated record.
AUGAAAUUAUUUGUAAAUGCAGCUACAAUAAUACUAUUUAGUAUUAUCUAAAUCUCACUAUCUUAGUCACUACAAUAGUUUUCUUCUAUAUAUUCGUCUACUUACUCAAAUAAGGUAGACACACUCGACAGGAUUAACUAAAUUUAAUUCAUUGAGGUAGCAAGUAAGAAAGGGUUUGUGUUUGCCACAGCUGAAGCAGAAGGACUCAUAAUCCUUGACUCUAAUAAUAAUAAUAAAUUAAUCUUUUAAGGUAAGUUGAGUGGCCCUCUUAAUUAAGCAAUCGCAGUAACUAGUGAUGGUUAGCAUGUGUUUAUAAGUAUGAAUAACACUUUUUAUGCAUAUUAGUUUCUAUAUUCAGAUAAUUCAUAUAACUUGUAUUAAUAUUAUCAGAAUCAGACUGAUGUUUCUCAAAUACAAAGAAUACAGGUACUAGAAAAUGAGAAUCGAGUAAUAAUUGCCCAUCUUUCUGGGCUGCUUACAUUAGUUGAUAUAAGCAAGAGAGACAACUAAAUUAUAAGUAUAUUAGCUAAUUAUACUGUUUAGUCUACUUUGAGAGGACUCAAAAUUACAAAGGAUAUGUUAUGGGUAAUAAUUGCUGAUUAUAAUUAUGGUCUUAUGGUUUUUUAUUGGUAAGACCAGACAAAAGCACAAACCAGUUUGAAUCUAAUUAAUGUUGCAAUAUCACCUUCUGUUUCUCCUAGUUACUUUGUUAUAACUUAGGAUGGAAGGUACGUUAUGAUUAUGGAAUAUUGGGAUGGAUUCAGUAUUAUUGAUUUGUACCCUAUUUAAUAAAAGUACAUUUAAAAUUAAUUUACAAAUUUUACUGUGGAUACUCCUCCCUUAGUAGUUCCCCAUUGGUGGGUCGAUCACGAUACUUCCCCUGAUAGCUUGGCAAUUACUAUGACAAAUGAUGAAAAUUAUGUGAUGGUUGGGCAGAGAUCUGUUGGUAUUUACAUUAUUGACAUUUCUAACAAAUUGAACCCUAAAUUAUUCCAAAUAAUUUCAGCUCCGCUUGAUUCACUUAGUCUCAUUUUAUCUAAAGAUUCAUAGUAAUAGUAUCUUUAUUAUUCUAAUGGAAAUUCGUUACUAGCCUUUAAAAAAUCAGAACCAAAUUUAAAUUUAGAUGUACCUAAUAUAUUGAAUGUACAAAAGUCGACCAGCGUCAAUGCAGGAAAUAGCAAAUGGAGGUGGACUGGAGCUGUAGAGAUAAAUAAUUAAUUUCUCUUUUAGAGUUCUUAUGAUUAAGGCUUGGCAAUAAUGGAUUUGAGAGUCUCUCCUCAGCUUAUGACUUCAGCAUAUUAAAUACCAGUAUAGACUAGUGGUGCAUCUGUUGAUCAAUUUAUUCUUUUCGGUAGGAACGAUAUUUAUUUGGCAGUACCUAUUCAAACUUAGACAACUAUGAUGAAUAUAUAUAACAUAACAGAUAGAACAAACCCUGUUUUAAUUUAAUCUCUACCAUCUGAUGACCCUUCUUAUUCAUAUUCUAUGGACAUGAGCGAUGAUGAGACACUCUUUGUGUUUGAUAACAAUUUUAGCUUUGUUUUGUUUAAUAGUACCACUAUAGGUAAAUUUACAUAAAUUAGCUAGUGGUAAUUCUAAAAUGGAAUAUUUGGCGGUAUUGCAAAUGGAUUGAUUAUUUCUCAUGAUAGUAAUUAUAUUGUAGCUGUAGAAAGAGCUAGUGUUAUUUGUGUUGUGGAUAUUUCAAAUAAGAAAAACCCACAAUUAGCUAGUUUUUCUAGAACUAAUGGAGGAGAAAACAUCAUAAAAGCCAAAUAUGGGGUUAAUAAAAAAUAUGCAUUUAUUGUGCAAGGCUUGUAUGGUAUUGAUGUAAUAGACAUGACUUAACUUCCACAAAUAAAGGUUGUAAGCAGAGUUUAGACUUAAGGAUAUUCAAAUUUUAUGUCGCUUAUAUAGAAUAACACAUAUGCUCUAGUGAGUUAGCUAGACAUUGGUGAAAUUAGUUUAGUUAAUUAUACAGAUAUUACUCAACCAAAAGUAGUGAGCACUUUUUAAUAUGUUAAUGAGCAUGCUACUUCUGUAUGCGCUUCGCCUAUAGAUGACUACUUCUAUAUAAUUAGUUAGAGCGGCCUGAGAGCAGUACCAUUAAAAAGCAACACAUACAUUCAUACUGAAAUAUAAUAAGUCUUAAAUGCAAAUACAGGUUCACCAUAGCUUAUUCAUCUCAGUAAGUAUCAGUCUUUGCUUGUUGGAUAGCAAAUUAAUUAUUAAUUUCAGAUUCUUCUUCCUACUCCUGGAAUAUAAAUAACAAAUGUUUAUUACAUAGAAUAUGGUCAAUUAUAAAGCUUGCCAUAUUGGAUGAAUUACAAUCCUAUUCAAUAAACACUUUCUCUUAAUAUCGUUAAAGACUCUCUAGGUUAAAACUAUGACACAAGUAAGAGAAAUCAACUGAUCUAAAAUACAAUAGUUGUUUAAUCAAAUAUUCCAGUCUUAGCUUCAGACUUAGUAUUUACUAAGGCUGUACAUGGAGUUGAUUAAAGUUUAGAUUAGGCAAAUCAAAUAUUGAAUUACUUCCAUAAUAUAGGUUUACUUGAUAAAUCUGAUUUUGUAACCAGUGUUUUCUAAUAUUAAAAACCCCUAGGUAUUAACCUUAAUGGAAUAAAUUUCAGUGAUUAAUUGCUAAAUAAUAUUAAGCUAGUUCUACAAAACUCCGUAACAUUAAAUCCUAUUUAUUUUAAUACUCAAUCAUCACUGAAUAUUUAUUUAAACCCUCCUUAGAAUCAAGGAUCUCAGUUAUUAUAUUACAUUUCAGCAUUACAGAGUAGAGUUUAUAUGUUUUUAACAAUUGAUUUAUAGUAUGGUAUGUUUGUAAACAAAAAUUAUAAUGGUUUGAUUUCAUCAACUACAAGCGCAAGAAACCAAUUACAAUUAGAAGGAGAUCCAUAGGUCUUAAAUGCUUGUUUGAAUAACAAGAUAGAGGUUUUUAUCCACGGAAUUCAAAACGUUAAUUCCACAUCGAAAAUAUAAGAAAUAUUAUAAUUAGUUAACAUCACUGUUUAGCUAUAAGAUAAUACUAAUUAUGACAUAAUUCAAAAUUUCACUAUAAAUUAAGCAUCUUUUUUUAGAUUUAGAGACAGAUUAGUCUUAAAUCCUAAUCCUAAUAUGAACUUGUAAGAUUAGGUCAAUAGCUAAUUUUCAAAUGGAAAACUAGAAAUAAAAACGCCAAUAAGUAUAGAGUUUUCAUAAAGUUCUUUUAUUAUAAUAGAUAGCUAGACAGAUCACUCACUUCCUCUAACAUAUAACGCUUACUUGAUAUAAGAUGGAUAAUAUAUUUCCAUUCCAUCAAAUUUUUGGCUUUAGUUUUCACCUUCUCUCCUCAAAUUCACAGGUUAAUGCAGUUAUUCUGAAUUCAAUAACAAAUAUUGUUUCUUUUUGAAUGUAACAGAUUAAUAUUCAGUAGCAAGUGACACCUUUUGUGUAGUAACAAAUUAAAUACCAUUUUUAAUUAUCCUUAAUCUAGUUUUCUAAAUUCUCGGUCCUAUUAUUUUUGUAUUAGGACUUUACAAGUACUAAAAUAUCUUUUAUAACUGGAUCUAUGCUCAAAAAAAUUUAUAUUCAACAGAGAUUGCUAAAAUCAAUCAUACCUUUUAUCAUAGAACGAUUUUUAUUGGAUAAAACAUGCAAAUUGCGAACGAGAUUUUUACAAAAUUUAUUAAUGAAUUCAAUUAAGGCAGAAUUUCAAUAAGUGAAAGUCCUCAACCCGAAGACUAAACAAAUGUUAAUGACAUAGAGCAUUCUUAAAUUUAAGACAAAGCCAAAGAAAUGGCUAAAAAAAAUAUUUCUUAAGAGCUUAAUUUAUCGAGAGAUUUUUAAAAAAAGAUAACAGAUUUAGCUAAAACACCAAAUCAAAAACAAACAAAAAUAGAAUAAACUUAUCUCAGUUAAAGGGAUUCAUCUCUUUUAUUUGAAAAGUUCAUAACAGACCUUCUUAAUAAUGAUAUAUCAUUUAGAUUUGAUGGAGAAGUUUAAUUUGUAACUUCUUAUAAAGAGUAACUAAAAUCAAAAUCUAACUUGCUGAGACUAUCGAUCAGGAGUCUUUUAGCUCGCCAUCUUCUUGAAAAAGAUAAAGUUACAACGAAAGCCUAUAAUUUCUUAAAAUAAUAUUCGUUAGAUUAAAAGAAAUAUACUAAAAAUGAUUGGUACAAACACUAUGUGCAUAUCAACCAUAUGGAAGAAGAUGAAGAUAAUGAUGAAGCUAAUUUAUCUAUUUUGCCAAUGUCACGUAUUGCUGCCACACCAUCAAAUCUGAACCAGAACUUCAACAGCAAUAAUAAUAAUAUAAAUUUGUAAAGAAAAUCAAAUAAUUGUAAUAUUCCUUAGUUAGCAAUCAAGAAAGAAUCUUUUGAUUUGAUUUUAAAUACUAUUAAUAUAGUGGAAGGAGAGGAAAAUACAGCUUAAGAAGCUAAUUAAUAAGAACUUCCUGUUAGAAAUAAAAAAACUUCAAUUUCAAUUAAAGUAAUUCAAAAAUAAACUAGAUCUAAGUUAUUUUUGAUGAUAAAUAGACAUUUACUUAAAGAAAUUUUAUUUGCAGAUACUCUUGGACUUGUUAAUCCUUCUCCUUCAAGAUAUCGUCCUUGUUCUGGAGAAUCAAUCCAUUUGGAAGAACAUGAAAUAGCCAGUGUGAGAGCUUUUACAAAGGCUAACAAAUCUUAUCUAUCUGGACUGCGUAGAAUAUUUAAAUUAGAAUAUGUACCUCUUGCCUCCUAUGAAAACAGAAAGCUUCCUUAAUGGCUGGAUUACACAUCUAAACAAGAUCUAUUUUUACUAAAAGGAUGUCCUACUAUAGAAGAUUAAUCUGAAAUAUUGUUGCGUUUUUAUAGUUAAAAACAAUUCAUUUUGAAGUAAUUUUUGAUUAAAAUAGAAUAAGAUAAGACAGAAAACAAUUAAUUAAACAGAAUUUUCUUUUAAAAGUAGUUAAAUAACAGCUAAAAUAAUAUAUAAACCUAACUAAGAUUUGGGCACUCUAAAUACUAUAGUGAAAAUAAUUAAGAUUAGCAUUCUGUGGCAGGUACUCCAAAUCCAUAAAAAAGCAUAUUAAAUUCAAAUUAAAAUUUCUUUAAAGGAAUAUAAAAAUCAACAUUUUAAGCAACAGCCCUUAAUUUAAAUUAAAAUUAUUUGGGAGAAUCCUAAAGUAAUGCAGAUGAUGAAAUUAUAAGCAUGGAAGGAGAGGAUAUUUAAGAAAAUGGUCUUAAGGGAUCUAAUUUAAAAUCAAAUUAUUAAAUACAAUCUUAAGACAUUAUUCUUAGUCAAAAAAACACUGCUAGAACAAAAUAAGAUGAAUAAUUAGAGUGUUAAGAUAAUAAGAUAAACAAAUACAGUUUUGAUGUUUUAAAUAUCAAAACAAACAGAUAAGCUGAAGAAUAGAAUGAAGAAUAAAAUGAGUGA